AUGAUGAUGAUGAUUAGGCUACUUUUAGAAUUAAAUUAAUAUUUUAAUUUGCUCCGCAAUAAUUUAUAGCGCAUCACGCAUGACCGACGCACUGUAAUAAGAUGUGGUUUGCAUGUGUUUUCUUCAUUUGCAGCGCGUUGAGCUCUCUCGGCCACCGUAGUACUGUCUGGAAAAGAGCUGCAUAAAGAUUCUUCCAAAAUGAUUUUCUAUUUAACUGCAAUAAUACCAGCAAGCCUGGAAUAACUUGAGCGUAAAAUAAUGACAGAAUUUUGGGUGAACUAUCCCUUUAAAUUUAACCAGCGUACCCAUGUUGUCGUUUUUAUUCAACACAAUGGUAAAGUAUAAUUUAUUUUUCAGCUAUUUUACGAUUUUAAUUGCGUUUAAAAGAAGGCUACUGCAUCAGUUGGCAUACACUUGUCAGUCUAUGUAAACUCCCUGCAUCUGCAAAGGGAGUGGAUCUGCCAUCCCUUCCCCCAUCACCACCACCAUCAUCACCGCCGGACCAGUGAGCACCAGGCUCGGUACAUCAUUUCACCGUUAUGGCAAAUGAAUUCCAACAAAACAGAGAAGGAACUGCCAACUCACGCCAUGCCAAUCUCACGUCGUCUCUAGACCUGAGCACGUCUCUAGAUCAAAGUGUGCGGACGCGGAUUUUUAAAAUCAUUGUCAUCGGAGACUCAAAUGUGGGUAAGACCUGUUUAACCUUCCGCUUCACCGGCGGAGCCUUCCCCUGCAAGACUGAAGCCACAAUCGGCGUGGACUUCAGGGAGAAAGCCGUGGAGAUCGAGGGCGAGAAAAUAAAGGUACAAGUAUGGGACACAGCAGGCCAGGAGCGCUUUCGGAAGAGCAUGGUGGAGCACUACUACCGCAAUGUGCAUGCUGUCGUAUUUGUGUACGACGUCACAAAAAUGGCCUCAUUCCAGAACCUAAAGACCUGGAUUCAGGAGUGCAACGGGCACGGGGUGUCAUCCUCAGUCCCUCGUGUUCUGGUGGGAAACAAAUGCGAUCUAGUUGACCAGAUCCAGGUCCCUUCCAACACUGCCCUUAAGUUUGCCGAUUCCCAUAACAUGCUACUGUUUGAAACAUCAGCCAAAGAUCCCAAGGAGAGCCAGAACGUGGACUCCAUUUUCAUGUGCCUGGCAUGUCGUCUAAAAGCCCAAAAGUCCCUGAUCUACAGAAACGUGGAGAGAGAAGACGGCAGAGUGAGGCUGACGCAUCAGCCCGAUCCUAAGAGUAACUGCCCGUGCUGAGGACCUUAAACUGUGAAAUUAUUAACACUGAUGAUAAUUCACAAUGCAAGAAUGUGCCUGCAACUAAUUUUAGUUACUUUAUGACAGCUGCUCCAUGAACUAUCCUUGAUUCUGUGUGUGUGUGUGUGUGUGUGUGUGUGUGUGUGUGUGUGUGUGUGUGUGUGUGUGUGUGUGUGUGUGUGUGUAUGUUUGUGUAUGUGUAUGCUAUCUUACAUGUUGGUAAAUCCCACAAAACCAGUUAAGAAUAUGUCCGGGUCGUAUUUUAUCUCAAAAUCAAAAGAAAGAAAUGAGAAAUAAAAUAAUGCCACAUUUGCAUUGUGACAUUAUUUUCAUGACAAUUAAGCACAUUUCCCCCAAAAUUCACAUUACUGUAAUGAAAAAAAAUCUUAUUUCAUUAUUGUAAUGCAAAACAAUUUAUAUAUUAUUGUUAUUAUUAUUAACACAUGUUGUUCUUCCUUUAAUUUUUGCUAAUUUAAAUAAAACAAUAUUGAAUAAAUAGAAUCUUAUGACAAUCAUCAUUUACUCAGAAGUAAAACAUCAGGUGCAUUAUUUUGAGAUUUUUGGCGAGGAAAAAUGAAAAAAAACAUAUUGCAAAAAUAUAAUGGCCGUACAAUAUGCUUCAUUUUCAUCAUCAAAAGAAUAAUGUGAGCUUGACAGGUUUACUCAAUAUUUCACCCAUGUGUAGAAGAAUGAUUUUCGAUCCCUCAUGGUUAAUUUAGCGAACAAUUUAUAUGCAAAAUACCACUUAAAAGUAACCUUUAAAUGAUUGAAGAGACGUGACAUUUGUUAUUUGGUUCUUUCACACAUUCAAUUGGAUUGUGUUCUGAUGAACGAACACACACACGCAAAGAUAUUUUGAAGAAUGUGGAUAACUAAACUGUUUCUGGUCCCCAUUGACUUCCACAGUAUUUUUUUAAUACAAUGGAAGUCAAUGGGGACCAGCAACUGUUUGGCUACCCACAUUCUUCAUAAUAUCUUUGCGCGUGUGCAUGUGUGUGUGCAACAGAACAUAGAAACACAUUUGGAACAAAAUGAGGGUGAGAAUUUUCAUUUUUGGGUGAACUGUCCCUUUAAGGUUUUAGAUGUCCGGGAACUGCACGUGGAAUCCAAACCCUUCAGCACUGCAUGAGAGUUUUUACAAUAAUCAUUCAAAUGCUUGUGUUGCCUUAAAACAUUUAUUUGUUGUUGUUGUUUUCCCCCUAGCCUUCUAGUUACUCCUUUCUAACCCUCACUAACAGCAUGGAUUUAUUUGAAACUCAUUCAAAUUAUGGAACUAUUAAAAUGUAUUCUGAUAGUUAGUUAGCAUUAAAUAGUUUAGUGACCCAACAAAAUGCUUAAUGUAAUAAGAUGCCACUCAUAAUUCACAUGCUCCUUGGGAACUCCUAGUGUAACCGUGUGGGAAGUUUUAUGUAGCAUCACACAGUAUUUCACCAGCUUAAAGUGGUUCUUCCAAAUGCAUAAUGACUCAAAUAUCUACAAAAGCAAGGUUUGAACAGGCUAAUGAUUUUUACAUUUCUAUUAAAAAAAAAAUGGCAGCGUGACAGAAUGGCAGCGUGAGUGUUUGUGGAAAAUGUUGAUUAUGGAAUAAGAGAGUGUAACUUUGUUUGUUUUGUUAUUAUAAGUUCUAUCCACUGCCUAUUGUUUUGUUCCAUUCUUUUGGUUCUACAGAAGAAGUUGCAGUUUUGUGUGUGUGUGGUUUCAAAUGUAUUCAGAUUCAUAAGAGAAUUCUUUGGUUUCAAUAGUUUUAGCCUUAUAUCUGAUGAAGACAUUAAGCCUUAUGAUUUGUCUUGUUUUGUGCCAUUAUAUGCUGUGUGACAUGUCACAAUAUGUAUGUUAGGUUUUGAGCACCAAAUUAAAUCUCACAUAUCCUGAA
This is a messenger RNA of Megalobrama amblycephala (Wuchang bream), 3123 nucleotides long. RefSeq names its product RAB33A, member RAS oncogene family (gene rab33a). Lineage: Eukaryota; Metazoa; Chordata; Actinopteri; Cypriniformes; Xenocyprididae. The transcript is spliced from 2 exons. Gene Ontology annotation, cellular component: Golgi apparatus; endosome. Gene Ontology annotation, molecular function: GTPase activity; GTP binding. The record is from RefSeq and is a predicted model, not a curated record. Gene Ontology annotation, biological process: Rab protein signal transduction. The coding region runs from base 540 to 1250 and encodes 236 amino acids.